AUUAAUACUUUCCUGAGCAGAUGUUGGUUUAUUUUAUACUACGUGUAUUGAUAAAAUGUGUAUAAUGGAGCUAAGAUUAGUUUCCUGAGAAGUGGUUGGUGUAUUUUAAAGUACGUGUAUUAAUAACAUGUAUAACAGAGCUCAGAUGAGUUUUCCUGAGCGGAGAUGGUCCCGUUUUUACUUUGAAGCCCUUAACGAGAGUGCGUUGGUUUGAGAAGCACAGGUGGUCCCGCUUUUACUUUGAAACCCUGAGCGGAAGUGCUUUGGUUUGCUGAGCUGCGGAUAAGUUUUCCUGCUUCUUGUGGUCAUGGUUAUGCGUCCUGAUGCUAAGCUUUCAACUGUCACUCGUCUUGAGGUUUGAUUAUGGCCCUGACGUCGCUUUUGGUCUUAGCUGCAACUGCGAUCCUUAUCAAACCCGAGACACCUGUGACCAAGGCUCUUCAUCCGAAUACACUCCAGUGCUGUGGUGAGAAACAGAGAGCUAACACGUCAUGUUCAAACGACACCCUCUGUGAGCCAGGAUGCUACCUGCGUUUCCUAGAGAACACCAAUACAGUUUGCAUCUAUUGUGACCCAUCCGCCGUGGAUCUGGAGAACUCAACAGCAUGCAGCUACAACUACACUGAGGAAAGAAAAAAUCGGACCACCGUUACAACCGUCAUUCCCAAGAUUGGUGGGCCGGGCGUGGCCGCCUCUCUGCUCCUAGGGACUCUGCUCAUCAGUCUGUUUCUGAUCCUGUCUGUCGCCUCCUUCUUCUACCUCAAACGCUCCCACCGCCUGCCCAACAUCUUCUACCGCCACAACAAGGCUCUCAGCAUAUUCCAGCCAAGUGAGACCGCUGUCAUGAUACCAUCCUCAUCAGUGAGGAAACAGCGGUAUGUGAGGAGGGAGAGGCCCUCCGUCACCUCCCCCUCAGAAGUGAUCCCCCCCACCGCCACCUCCAGGGUCUACAGCAUGUAGCCGCGGCCCCCCAGCCAUGACCCCCCCUCACCGCCACCUCCAGGGUCUACAGCAUGUAGCCGCGGCCCCCCAGCCAUGAUCCCCCCUCACCGCCACCUCCAGGGUCUACAGCA
Messenger RNA from Gadus macrocephalus (Pacific cod), 1073 nucleotides. It is a transcript of the gene c1h1orf159, whose product is annotated as chromosome 1 C1orf159 homolog. Bases 364 to 960 code for a protein of 198 amino acids. The record is from RefSeq and is a predicted model, not a curated record. The transcript has 9 exons. NCBI's taxonomy places the organism in Eukaryota, Metazoa, Chordata, Actinopteri, Gadiformes, Gadidae.